Messenger RNA from Oryza brachyantha (malo sina), 3567 nucleotides. RefSeq lists its product as uncharacterized. The coding region runs from base 89 to 3244 and encodes 1051 amino acids. Gene Ontology annotation, molecular function: ATP binding; nucleic acid binding. The transcript has 23 exons. The record is from RefSeq and is a predicted model, not a curated record. Lineage: Eukaryota; Viridiplantae; Streptophyta; Magnoliopsida; Poales; Poaceae.
CGCCAAGUCCAACGGUGGCGGGGGGAUUCCGGUUCCCGGCGACCGCGGCUGCGGUUCGGGCGGCUCUCCCGGGGCGUGGGCGGCCCUGAUGGUGGCUCAGGAGGAGAGGGAGCUCCAGGUGCGGGCCCUCGACGGGCGGUCCACGGCCGUCACGCUCGCCGCCGCCGCCUCCGUGCGGGACCUCAAGGCCGCGCUCCGGAGCUCCUUCCCUCCCGCGCAGGUCUCCCCCUGCUUCCACCUCUUCCUCAAGGGCACCAAAUUGCGCAUGGAGGCCGAGAUUGGCACUCUCGCUGUUGGCCAGGGGGAAUUCAUUGUCCUCGUUCCAUUCACAAGGAAAUCGCUGCAGCGUUGUUCUCCGGUGGCAAUGGCAGACCAACGGCAGAUUACUGACUCACCGAGAUCAUCACAAGUGGCAACUGGUGCUAAUGCAGCUCGGAAAGGCAUUGUGGAUAAACUCUCAUCAAUCCCAAGCAGCCAGCAUGAUGAAGUCGCGCCCAGAUAUUUUUCUAGUGGAGCUAAUUCAGCUUGGCAAGACAUUAUGGAUGAUCUCUCAUCGAUCUCAAGCAGCCCACAGGGUGAUUCUGCAUCCAAAAACCUAUAUUCCUCAAGUAACAUUCCUUGUUCUGGGAAUUCUGUAGAGGAUGUGUCAACAGGUGGAAGCACACAUACUGGAAAUUCAAAGAAAAGGAGGAAGCUACGUAAUGAAAAUGGAAGUGUUUUCAAAGAAAUGCCUACAGGUGCAGUGAACAGUGUAGCUGGCCAGCCUAGCAUGGAUAAGAAAACUGGAGUUGCCAGAUCUGCUGCAGCAUCGUGCCAGGAUAUGUGCCAUUUAGAACCUGCUGAAAUGGUUGACCAUCUGAAGCAAGGACUUGGAAAGGGGGGACAGAUUGUACAUAUUGAGGAGAUAGCAUGUCGAGAUGCAUCAUUUGCAGAACUUCCUAAUCAUCUUUCAGAGGCUACGAGAGAAGCACUAAAAAGUAUUGGAAUAUCAAGGUUGUACAGCCAUCAGAGUCAAGCUAUACAAUCUGCUAUUUCUGGAAGGCAUGUUGUUGUUGCAACAUCAACAUCUAGCGGAAAAUCUCUCUGUUAUAACAUUCCAGUCCUUGAAUCUCUCUGUCAAGAUUUGCUGGCAUGCGCUUUGUACAUAUUUCCAACAAAGGCUUUAGCUCAAGAUCAGCUGAGGACUCUACUCAAGAUGAAGAAUGCACUUCACGCUGAUAUUAAUGUUAACAUAUAUGAUGGUGAUACUCCUAGAGAAGAUCGUAUAUGGAUCAGAGAAAAUGCCCGUCUGUUAAUUACCAACCCAGAUAUGCUGCAUGUGUCAAUUUUGCCAUGCCAUGCUCAAUUCCAAAGGAUUUUGUCCAAUCUCAGGUAUAUUGUCAUUGAUGAAGCACAUUCAUACAAGGGAGCAUUUGGCUGCCACACUGCACUUAUACUUAGAAGAUUGAAGCGCAUUUGUUCAAACGUUUAUGGCAGUCAUCCUACUUUCAUAUUUUGUACGGCUACUUCAGCAAACCCGCGCGAGCAUGUGAUGGAGCUAGCCAAACUGGAUCAUAUAGAGCUGAUCCAGAAUGAUGGAAGUCCUUGUGGUUUUAAAUACUUCCUCUUGUGGAAUCCCCCGCUACAUAUGGCAAAGGAAGGGAGUUCAAAAGAUAGCUCAUUAACAAGACGCUCAAGCCCAAUAGUUGAGGUUUCUUAUCUAUUAUCUGAGAUGGUUCAACAUGGGCUUCGCUGCAUUGCAUUCUGUAAAACAAGGAAGCUCUGUGAGCUUGUUCUAGCAUACACGCGUGAAAUUCUUCAAGAGACUGCGAAAGAAUUGGUAGACACUAUCUCCGUAUACCGUGCUGGCUACAUUGCUGAGGACAGGAGAAAAAUUGAGGCUGAUCUUUUUGAGGGAAAACUUCUUGGUGUUGCUGCCACCAAUGCUCUUGAACUAGGAAUUGAUGUUGGCAACAUUGAUGCAACAUUACAUCUUGGAUUUCCUGGGAGUAUUGCUAGCCUGUGGCAGCAAGCUGGAAGAUCUGGAAGGAGAGCAAAACAAUCAUUAGCCAUUUAUGUUGCCUUUGAGGGUCCUUUAGAUCAGUAUUUCAUGAAAUUCCCACACAAACUAUUUGGCAAGCCAAUUGAGCAUUGUCAAGUCGAUUCACAUAAUAUUAAGGUUUUGGAACAGCAUCUUGCUUGCGCUGCUUAUGAACAUCCAUUGUGUCUGCAAUAUGAUGCGGAUUACUUUAGUUCUAGUCUGAACAGUGUAAUGAAGGCCCUGAGAGGCAAAGGCUAUCUCAUAAACAAUCCCUCUGGACCAUCGUCGUCAAACAUGUGGAGUUAUAUUGGACCUGAGAAAAGACCUUCACAAACAGUGAGCAUACGAGCAAUCGAGCAUGACAAAUACAGAGUGAUAGACAAGUUAAAUAACCGGUUACUAGAAGAAAUUGAGGAAAGUAAGGCCUUUUUCCAGGUGUAUGAAGGAGCGGUAUACAUGCAUCAGGGUGUCAAUUACUUAGUUGAGGAACUUGAUUUGUCAUCAAGGACAGCGUUCUGUAGGAAAGCUGAUUUGAAGUAUUACACGAAAACACGAGACUACACGGACGUCAGUGUUCUUGGAGGAGAGUUUGCUCAUCUUCCACUGAUUAUGUGUAAUACUAACCGGGUGAAGACAACUGCCCAAGCAAAUGAUUGCAAAGUGACUACUAAAUGGUUUGGCUUUUAUCGCAUAUGGAAAUCAAACAACAAAAUAUCUGAUUGCAUUGGGCUUCACCUACCUCCAUUUUCCUUUAGCUCCCAGGCUGUUUGGGUGCGAAUCCCACAUUCCGUGAAAAUUACAGUCGAGGAAAGGGGACUACAGUUUCGAGGUGGCUCACAUGCUGCUUCGCAUGCACUUCUGAACAUAUUGCCUCUGCAUAUGACGUGUAAUGCUUCUGACCUAGGAACAGAAUGUGCAAAUCCUCAUGAAACCCGUGGUAUUCCAGACAGAAUUCUAUUAUAUGAUAAACACCCUGGUGGUAUCGGCAUAGCAUUACAGGUCAAAGCACUCUUCGGGGAACUACUACUUGCUGCUUUAGAACUUGUUUCUGAAUGUGACUGUACUAGUUCAGCUGGCUGUCCAAAUUGUAUCCAAUCACUGACAUGUAGUGAAUAUAAUGAGGUUUUGGACAAAGAGGCAGCAGUUCUGAUUUUGAAGGGAGUAAUCGAAUAUGAAAGAUUAUAUUUUGAAACAGAAGAUGUUUCCGGCCAAGGAGUGAGAUGAAUUGUUUCGCUGUUUGCGACUUGUGAUGACUGACUGAAUUUGGUUCUGACACAUGAGCCGUAUUAUCAUUUUCUUCACAAUGCUUUCUCCAUCUGGAAUGGUAGAAUUGGGAGGAGGUUCUUUUGACUUGUUUGGUUAUCAUAUGGAAAUGUAGUUGUAACCACGGUUCAAAUCCAACUAUAAAUUAUUUCUGGUCCAGAUAUAUAUUAUAUUGUGUUCGGCAUUUUGUAACCACCAUCCCCGUUCAUCCUGAACCAGGUCAUGGGAUCCCUAACGUGCCUGUCACCUUCCAUCGCCAAGCUUCUGUGAAGAAACAUGUCGAA